GCAUCGAUAACAUCGAUGUUUUCAAAACAUCGAAACCAUCGAUGGUUCGUGAUCACCAUCGAUGUUUUCACUCGGUACGAACAAAUUGAUUUCUAGUUGGUGGUUUGGUGGACGUUGAUGGAUGACGAAGGCAAGAUGGAGAAUUACGUGAAAAGAGCGGAACCGACAGAGGAAGUGGAGACGGAGUCAGGACAAAAGCGUAAAAGGGAGCGAUCAGUGGUUUGGGACCACUUCAAAAAGAGCAACGACAAAGCGUACGGCAUUUUCAACUACUGUGGAAAACAUCUUAAGACAGCUGGCAAUACAUCAAACUUGCUGGACCAUCUUAAGCGUUUGCAUCCGAGUCGCAUGACCGCUGAUAAGGAACCAAUGCCUAAAACGAUGGCAAUUUUUUUGAACAAGGAGCCGUUCUAUGGCAGUGACUUAAAUAUAAAAAAGAGGCUGGAUAAAAAAGUGAUGAAUAUGCUUGCCAAAGACGUGCGUCCGUUUAGUUUCGUUGAUAACGAAGGAUUUGUCGAGCUCAUGCAAGAAGCGGUCCCGCGCUACAAGUUGCCGAGCAGAAUGUAUUUUCGCGAUGUGAUGCUUCCAACGGAAUAUGAACAGCUAAGCCUUAAGUUGCGUGCAGCUUUGGAGACCGUUAAGCAUGUUGGGCUGACAACCGAUCUUUCCAAACGCCCAAAACAUCGCAGACUCAAUAAGUUUAUUGUUGGCUAAGUGGGGUCUUCAGUCGAAGGUUGUCACCGUUACAACGGACAAUGAUACUACCAUGAAAAAAGCGUGCGAUAUAUUAGCAUUCAAGCAUUUACCCUGUUUGGCACACACAAUAAAUCUGCUUGCUCAGGACAUUUUAAAACUGGCAGCAGUAAAUGGUAUUAUCUCAAAAUGCAAACGAAUAGUAACUUACUUCAAGCAAAGCACAAUAGCCACAGCUAAUUUAAAAGAAGUCCAGAAUACAAAUCAGCUGCUUCUCUUAAUUCAGGAAGUAAGCACUAGGUGGAACAGUGUAUACGCAAUGAUCAAAAGAAUUUUACAAAUAAACGAAUAUGUUACAUUGACAUUGUUAAAAUUGCGAAAUGGCCCUUCACCGAUCACAACUGAAGAACUCGAGGUCUUGGAUGACCUGUCGAACUUGCUGUCACCUUUUCAGGAAGCGACUCUUUCGGUAUCGACUAACACAAAAGUUUCUGUGUCCCUUAUCAUUCCGGUCAUUGCCGAGAUUCAUCACAAAAUGAAUCAAUUAAAUGCACAGUUACGAACACAGGAAAGAAAAUAUAUAUAUGACCUUGUUAAGAAACGCUUAGUUUAAAGACUGGAUUCUUUUGAAACGCGCACAAUUCCUCGCAUCGCUACUCUCGUUGAUCCUCGCUUCAAAAAAGAUGGCUUUCUCAGACCUUCAAAUGCAGAUCAAGCAGCCAAAGCAUUGGAGCUGGAAUUGCUCUCAUUUAAGUCCACAACUCCACGGCGUCCACCAACACCACCAGAGCC
This is a messenger RNA of Drosophila sulfurigaster albostrigata, 1485 nucleotides long. RefSeq names its product E3 SUMO-protein ligase ZBED1-like. Gene Ontology annotation, molecular function: DNA binding. Bases 118 to 714 code for a protein of 198 amino acids. The transcript is spliced from 3 exons. NCBI's taxonomy places the organism in Eukaryota, Metazoa, Arthropoda, Insecta, Diptera, Drosophilidae. The record is from RefSeq and is a predicted model, not a curated record.